This is a messenger RNA of Mus pahari (shrew mouse), 2069 nucleotides long. RefSeq names its product regulator of G protein signaling 8 (gene Rgs8). Lineage: Eukaryota; Metazoa; Chordata; Mammalia; Rodentia; Muridae. The coding region runs from base 370 to 912 and encodes 180 amino acids. The record is from RefSeq and is a predicted model, not a curated record. The transcript has 7 exons.
AAAGCAGAGCCCUCAGAAGCAGCAUGGUGUAGGAGCUCUUCUAGGGGCCCGAGGUGAGGCGGCCACGCUCCACCACCCUCACCCAUGUACCAGGAGAGGACCGACUCUGUCACUCAGGGUUUCACCGAGCCAUGCACAGCUGUUGCCGACACCAGCCACAUCUUUCCAGCUGCGCUGCCCACCGCCAGACAGAGCUCCUUAACCCGGAGCAUCUCUGACCAUCUACUUGGCAAAGACCUGCAGGCCAUGAGGACCAGUCAACGACAGUGAGAGGACGUGAGAGGGUAAAUCCCCGCGCCCAGCAGUCUUAUUUCCAACCCUGACGUCCCUGCAAACCAGCCCAAGGGGUAACCGUAAGCGGAUGCCUGUAUGGCCGCCUUACUGAUGCCACGCAGGAACAAAGGCAUGAGGACUCGACUGGGGUGCCUGUCGCACAAAUCAGACUCCUGCAGUGACUUCACCGCCAUCCUUCCUGACAAACCCAACCGUGCUCUCAAGAGACUCUCAACAGAAGAAGCAACGAGGUGGGCGGAUUCUUUUGAUGUGCUUCUCUCUCAUAAGUAUGGGGUAGCUGCCUUCCGUGCCUUCUUGAAGACGGAGUUCAGCGAGGAGAACCUGGAGUUCUGGCUGGCCUGCGAGGAGUUCAAGAAGACCAGGUCAACUGCAAAGCUCGUCACCAAGGCCCACAGGAUCUUUGAGGAGUUUGUGGAUGUGCAGGCUCCACGGGAGGUGAAUAUCGAUUUCCAGACCCGAGAGGCCACGAGGAAGAACAUGCAAGAGCCAUCCCUGACUUGUUUUGAUCAAGCUCAGGGAAAAGUCCACAGCCUCAUGGAGAAAGACUCUUACCCUAGGUUCCUGAGAUCCAAAAUGUACUUAGAUCUGCUGUCCCAAAGCCAGAGGAGGCUCAGCUAGACCUCGGAUGGGGACUCUUUCCCCUUGCUGCCAAGACCAUAUUCUAACGUGAAAUGUCAUAGAUGUCCAAAGGCGCUGGGGUUUGGGGUAGAAGGCUGGGGGCGUGACAAGGGAAUGAAGGGCUUUUCCAAAGUGUGACCAAGCUGAUGGAGCCAGGACUCUAUUCCUUCUACCCAGAUUUGUGUUUUGGUUAGAGGCAGCACUGCUGCUAUUACCCUUCUCUGGGUGGGCCAGUAACUGGCCCUUCAUAAUGCCUUCGGUCAUCUCUAUUGAGAAGGCAGAUUCACUGUGCCGGGCUAAUUUGUAAAUAACGCAAAUGCAGCUCCCAUGACCUCCACACCACACCCUCUUCAGCAGGAUUCCUGGCCUUCACCUUGUCCUUUCUCCCAAGGGAGGAUUAGCUAGAUGCCUCAGGUUCUCAGUUCUGAUGCACUGUUACAACCCAGUGGCCCAGCCUGAGUAACUGGACCUCACAGUUAAGAAGAGAGGUCUCUUUGGAAUUCCAUUUCCCUAGCACCAUUGACAGGUGACCUCUGAUAAGGGAUAUACAUUCCCUGGAGUUGGCUGUGUCUUCCAUUUCCACGGGGCCGAUAGGGAGUCUGAGGUCCCUUUUCAGUCUAAGGAAUUCACUGAACUUCCUUACACUUGCAAUUCUAGAAAGGGUCUUGGGAGAUUUCUCCCAUGACUUCUGAGCGGAGCUGUCCUUUUGAAAGAUAAGGGUCUGUGAAUCUUCAAUUCUAUUAAGAACUUUCCUAGAAGCCGAGUGACCAGGGAAUGUAGCAUCAGUAGACGUUUGUGCAAGGAGGCUCCAUAUGACCUGUCUGUUGCCUAAUGUAUUCCAUGUCCUCACUUUCCCGUGGCAUCACAUAGCACUGAUCUCUUAGGAUGAAAGAUGGCUUGGCAAAGGGAGGCACAUUCCCAUAGCAUGACAACUUCCCCAGUGCCUGUUGCUUUCCCUGUCUCUCCACCUCCUUCUUCCAUGCAGGGCAUGUAACUAUGAUGGGGGAGACUGAGAACCUAGCCCGAAACUCUCAUUGCAGCUUGCUUCCUGGACAUACUUUCUUAGAAAGGGUCCACUUUUGGCUGUUGAGAAAUAGCUCCCUUCUUGGUCUCUAGCCUUUGGGACUGACCUGGGAAGAUCACUGUGAAUACCAGAC